Molecule: messenger RNA, 351 nt
Organism: Solanum dulcamara
Lineage: Eukaryota; Viridiplantae; Streptophyta; Magnoliopsida; Solanales; Solanaceae
Exons: 1
Coding region: 1-351 (116 amino acids)
Source: RefSeq, a predicted model, not a curated record
AUGACAUUUCUAGUAGGUGAGCAAGUUCUUCUAAAUGUGUCACCCAUGAAGGGAAUGAUGAGAUUUAGUAAGAAGGGCAAGCUCAGUCCUCGCUAUAUUAGCCCAUUCGAGAUUUUUGACUGUGUAGGACCAGUGGCUUAUAGAGUGACUUUACCACCUAACCUGUCUGGAAUUCAUCCAGUGUUUCAUAUGUCCAUGCAGAAAAAGUAUCAUGAGAAUAGAGAUUAUAUCAUCAAGUGGGACUUAGUCUUGCUAGACAAAGAUCUUCAGUACGAGGAAGAGCCAGUGGCAAUUCUAGAUCAUGAUGUCAAGAAGCUGAGGACUAGAGAAAUCAAGUCCGUGAAAGUUUAG